AUGUAUAUUAAAGCAGAGAAUAGAAAGAAUGUUCUUCCUCCACCAAUUGAAACGAAAGCAGAGAAAGAUAAGAGAGGUUCGGAUACACAUCAUGGACAUAACAGUAAAAGUCAUAUUAUAGAUGAAGUUAUUGAGAAUAAAGAUGAGCACGAAGAUUUCUCUCAUGAUGCAAAUGCUGAAUGCUCUUCUCCUACAUUUGAAGAGUUUACUCACAUGACAAAUAAAAUUGGGGGUGAAAGGAAAACGUCGUUAAAUUCUUUAAACUCGAUGGAUUUCCUCUAUAAACCGCAAAGAGUGACUCAAAUGAACGUAGAUAAGUUUCCUGAAGAAGAAGUUAAGAGGAAUACUGAUUUAAACAAAAAUAUAAGGUUAGUGACUUCUGGGAGUGUUGCUAAGGAUGAGGAGGAAACAGGGAGAGAAUAUAUGUCACCAAUUGAUUUACCUGAAAUAUCACCGAGAUCCACUAUUCAAUCUUCUGAAUUUAUUCAAAAUAAUAAGACACAGGAAGGUGUUGAUGAACGCUACGAUGGUAUAACCCCACUUUCACCGAUUUAUAAGAAAUCGGGAGAGCUGUUAAAAAGUUCACUAAAGAGAAGGUCUAAAUCAUUACCAUCAACUUCUGAAAUUCUUCAAAAAAGUCUUAGAUUUGAAAAUGAUGCUAUGGAGAUGGUUAGGAGUAAGAGUGUUCAUUUUGAUCAAAAAGCUCCUGUGAAAUACUUUAGAGAAGAUGAAAGUCCUAGUACGGUUAAUAUGAUGGCUGAAUUUGAUAAUUUGUUGAAUCUCAUGCAUAAACCAGUGAAUAGAGUUUUUGAAUAUGGAGACAAGGAAUUGGCUGCUUUAGGAUUAGAUAAAGUUGGUGAUACUGCUGUAAAUAAAGGUGCAGAAACUAAAUUAAGGAAAAGUAAAAGAUUUCAGAAUGUUAUUAAGGAUAAGAAAAAGGAUAAUGAUGCUAAUGGUAAUGCUAAUGGUAAUGAUAAUGAUAAUAUUAAUGAUAGAGAAAAUAAUAAAAAGAAAAUCAAAAAUGAAGAUUCUGAAAAUGAAAUUAGGAGAGUCUCUGAUGCAAUUGCAGAUAAUUUAAAGAUUAAUACGAAAAAGAACAAUAAAAUCGUAACGAAUCCAUACUCAAAUUCCAAACGAAUGAAUGUGAUAACUCAUACCAAAGUUGUUGGUUUGUAUAAUAUCAAUUUCCCCAUUUUGAGUAAUAAGAAUCCCAAGAGUUUAAAAUUGAACAUUUUUAUCAAAUUAUCCAAAGAUAAGAAAUGUUUCUUACAAGAGGUAACUUUACAUAUUGAAAAGGAAAAUCCCCUGAAACGAUUGUUACCAGCGAAUGGAUCAAAUUCAGAAUUUGGGCAAGGUAGUAUAAUACAAAGGAGUACAAGGUUAAUUACGGGUAAGAUUCUUGUUAAGAACAUAUUCUAUGAUAAGAGAGUUAUAGUUAGAUACACAUGGAACGAUUGGAGGACUGUGCAUGAUGUUGAAUGUAUAUGGGUUAGUGAUGGAGAUGGAAUUGUACCAGGAACGAAUAUGGAUGUUUUCCGUUUCUUAAUCGAUGAUGCUAACAAGUUGGAAGCCAGGGCCAAGCUAGAAUUUUGCAUACAAUAUACCGCUCGUAAUGAUACCGAGCGUCUUGAGUAUUGGGACAAUAAUGACGGUAAGAACUACAAAGUGGGAGUUAUCAUGAAUGGGUUUACCAAUCCAUUUGCACUCAAUUGA
Naumovozyma castellii is the source of this 1713-nucleotide messenger RNA. It is a transcript of the gene GIP2, whose product is annotated as Gip2p. NCBI's taxonomy places the organism in Eukaryota, Fungi, Ascomycota, Saccharomycetes, Saccharomycetales, Saccharomycetaceae. The transcript has a single exon. Bases 1 to 1713 code for a protein of 570 amino acids. The record is from RefSeq and is a predicted model, not a curated record.